AUGGUUUGGGCUACAAUCGAACGACAUAUUCUUGUAUUUCAUAAUCAUUGGAUAAAUACUCAGACAAAACGUUUUCUUAUUCAUUAUUUACCAUUAAUAAUAGUCACUCUAUAUUGUUUUGGUUUUUAUACUAUUGUCAUUUUUUUUCCAUCAUGUGAGAAUGAAUUUGAUUACACACAAAAUUGGUGUGAUUAUCCAUGUUAUUCUAAUGAUAACAAUCUUCUGAUGUAUGAAAAUUUGUUCCAUUUUCUAUUACCCAUUCCUUUGAUUGUUAUCAUCAAUAUUUUGUUAAUUAUUCGAAUUGCUAAACAAAAACAACGUCUUCAUCAAUCUAUGCACUGGAGCAAAUAUCGAAAAAUGAUUUUACAAAUAAUAUCAUGUUCAGCCGUUUAUCUUCUAUUCGAUCUUCCUAUGUUGUCACUACUUGUAGCUCAUAAUUUCGGUUUACCAUACGAAGCAACUGGUCAAGUUGAACUCUUUUUUUAUUUUCUAGCUUAUUUCAUCAAUAUUUUUAUGCCUUUUGUAUUUCUGGGAUUGUUGCCGGAGAUCUGGAUAAAAAUACAGCGAAAAAUACCAUGUUUUACUAUUAGAGUUCGUCCGGAAAAUAUUACAUUGCGUCCAAUGACGAUGAAACAAUUUACAUUUGCACAAUGA
Rotaria sp. Silwood2 is the source of this 654-nucleotide messenger RNA. NCBI's taxonomy places the organism in Eukaryota, Metazoa, Rotifera, Eurotatoria, Philodinida, Philodinidae. The record is from the annotation of a GenBank genome assembly.